Messenger RNA from Rotaria sp. Silwood2, 210 nucleotides. NCBI's taxonomy places the organism in Eukaryota, Metazoa, Rotifera, Eurotatoria, Philodinida, Philodinidae. The record is from the annotation of a GenBank genome assembly.
AUGGCCAAAAGAAAGCAAUUACUAUCAACUAUUAAACAUCUUGUUGCUGGUGGAGACGUUUCGACUACAAAUCAAAAUAUCAGUAUUAAUUUAACAUGGUAUACUGCUACUGUUCAUGUGGUCUAUGUUUGGACAUGGCUUGAUGAAAUGUCUAGCGAUGAACAACAAAAACUUACUAAACAUGUUACAAAACAAGUAGAAAUUUUAUAA